Molecule: messenger RNA, 1296 nt
Organism: Colletotrichum higginsianum IMI 349063
Lineage: Eukaryota; Fungi; Ascomycota; Sordariomycetes; Glomerellales; Glomerellaceae
Product: Glucanase
Exons: 2
Coding region: 1-1296 (431 amino acids)
Biological process (GO): carbohydrate metabolic process
Molecular function (GO): hydrolase activity, hydrolyzing O-glycosyl compounds
Source: RefSeq, a predicted model, not a curated record
AUGGCUCCAACAUUCUCCUCCCGCCUCGGCCUGGCAGCCACUACCCUCUUCUUCCUCGGUCUCACAACCGCCCAGCGCCAGAUCGGACCGGUCGAGAACCACCCGCCUCUGACGACGUGGCGCUGCACCAAGGCCGGCGGCUGCACCGAGGUCAACAACUUCGUCGUGCUAGACUCCCUCGCCCACAAUGUCUACCAGGAGGCCAACGGCGCGUCCUGCGGCUCUUGGGGCAACCCGCCCAACGCGACGGCGUGCCCGACCAAGGAGGCCUGCGCCGAGAACUGCGUCCAGGAGGGCCUCGACGACUACAGCCGCGUCGGCGUCUCCACGGACGGCGGCGCCAUGACCAUGUACCAGCUCCGCAACGGCGCCCAAGUCUCCCCGCGCGUCUACCUCCUCGACCCGUCCAAGGAGAGGUACGAGAUGAUGCACCUGACAGGCAAGGAGUUCACCUUUGACGUCGACGUCUCGCGGCUGCCGUGCGGCAUGAACAGCGCGCUGUACACCUCCGAGAUGGAGGCUGAUGGCGGCAAGAGUGAGCUCAACAAGGGCGGCGCGCGCCACGGCACCGGCUACUGUGACGCGCAGUGCUACACCACGCCCUUCAUCAAUGGCGAGGCCAACAUCGAGGGUUACGGGUCGUGCUGUAAUGAGAUGGAUAUCUGGGAGGCCAACUCCCGCGCGGUCCACGUGGCGCCGCACCCGUGCAAUCAGACGGGCGUCUACCUCUGCGAGGGUGAGGAGUGCGCCUUCGAGGGCGUCUGCGACAAGAACGGCUGCGCCUGGAACCCGUAUCGCGUCAACACCCCGGGCACCUACGGCCGCGGCCCGGAGUUCAAAGUCGACACGACGCGGCCCUUCACCGUCAUCACGCAGUUCCCGGCCGACGCUGCGGGCGUCCUGACCGAGAUCCACCGGCUCUACAUCCAGGACGGCCGCCUCGUCCGCAGCGAGGUCGUCAACAACCCGGACCUGCCGCAGGUCAACUACCUCAACGACGAGUUCUGCGAGGCGACGGGCUCCCGGCGCUUCAUGGACCUCGGCGCGCACCGCGAGAUGGGCGAGUCCUUCAACCGGGGCGUGGUGCUCGCCUUCAGCAUCUGGUGGGACGCCGGCGGCGGCAUGCGCUGGCUGGACGGCGCGCCCGAGGCCGGGCCGUGCGACGCCACCGAGGGCUUCCCCGAGAACGUCGUCAAGGUCGAGCCGAACCCCGUCGUGACCUUCAGCAACAUCAAGUGGGGGGAGCUCGGUUCAACCUUCAAGCCGACGUGCAAGAACAAGCCGAGGAACCUUUGA